GGUAUCUGCAACGCUCCCGCGACCUUUCAGCGAGCCAUGAAUAUGACUUUUCAGAACUUCGUGCGGAAGACGCGAUUGGCACAGAGCAUUGUCAACUACUGCGUGAUUGUGUACAUGGAUGACAUUUUGAUGUUCUCGAGUUCCUACGAGGGACACGUGCAGCACAUCGAAUGGGCGCUGCAUGCGUUACGAGAUGCAGGUUUCAAGGUGGCGCUUGAGAAGUGCCAGUUUUUUCUUACCACCAUUUCCUUUCUGGGACACGUGGUAACAGACCAGGGGCUCCAACCGGAGCCGCAGAAGUUGGCAGCUGUCAGGGAUGCGCUAGUGCCUACAACUAUCACGCAAGUUCGCGCCUUUUCGGGUCUGGCCUCGUACUACCGAAGAUUUAUCAAGGGCUUCGCGGCGAUCGCAGGACCCCUCAUGAAUCUGAUGCGGAAGGAUCAACCGUUGAUUUGGAUGCCGGAGUGUGAUCAGGCGUUUUCGAAGCUCAAGGCCGCUCUCAUUUCGGCUCCGGUCCUUAUAAGGCCGGAUCCCGAAAAGCCUUUCAUCCUUAUUACCGACUUGCAGCCUGAGGCAAUUUCGGCGAUCGUGGCACAGGUGGGAUCGGACGGGCUCGAGAACAUGGUGGAGUAUGCAUCCAAAUCAGUGCCCGCUUGCAAGCGCAACUACGCCGCUCCGACAGGAGAAUGCUACGCGGCGCUCUGGGGAAUCAGUCACUUUCGUCCUUACCUGUACGGACGAAAGUUCACCUUGGUAACCGAUCAUAAGCCCCUGUUGGCUCUGAAGAAAUCGAAGGAUUACUCUGACAUGAUCGGGCGAUGGGCAACAGUGCUACAAAGCAUGGACUUUGACAUUCGUCAUCGGAAGCACGAGAGACACGGGAAUUGGAGAGCAUGUUUGGAAGAGCCUGGGGACGAAGACUCCCUACCAUCGCGGCAGGAGUAUCUGAAGCCAUACGGCAUCAUCGAUCAAGCAUUCUAUCCGAAGGUGGAGGAAGUACUGAUCGAAGACGACGAAAAAGACGACGACGAGGAAACGUCGGAGGAGGGAAGCUAUAACAAGCAUAGCGAGGGCGAGCUGAGUGAAGAAGAAGAAGAGGAGGAAGAAGAGACCGGAUCUGAGUGGGAAGCCCUGCCGGAGGAAGCAGCGUGCACGGGCACGGAGGCGGAAGACCCCGAGGCUUUGCGUAGGCGAGAAGAGGUUGCCGCCGGGAAACGCCAGCUAGAAUUCGCCAGCGGAGCAAGUCAGCGCAUCGGUGACGACCAGACCAGGGAUCCAGAACCGCCAAAGCCCGAGGAUGGCGACCCCGCAACCGCCGCCUCAAGUACCUUGCGGCGGAGACGAAGCCGAUCCCCCUCCCCCGCCACCCCAACCCGUCCUCCAGUUCGUCCACGUACCGAUGCGGGCGAUAGGCCUUUGUCCUCGGGCGCUGUCCCCCCGUCGCCUUGACUUAGCUUCGGCGAGAGAAAAAGAAAGGCAGGCGAAUGACAAAGGCAAUGAAUGUCUAACGCUCUA
This is a messenger RNA of Chara braunii, 1515 nucleotides long. Lineage: Eukaryota; Viridiplantae; Streptophyta; Charophyceae; Charales; Characeae. The record is from the annotation of a GenBank genome assembly.